UUUAGUUAAUAUAAUGAUGUUCAAGGGGCAAACAUGACAAUUCACAAUUUUCGGGAACACCGCUUCUAUAUACGGUGCAGAUUAUAAGCAUUCGGAAAAGGAAACUGAAUUUUUUGCGAGAAUUCUGAAGUCUAGGGAUUCUGACAAUAAAUCGGGAUAUCGUCUUUUUAUCUGUAUCUCUUCAAGUGAUUGCAAGAAAGUCCUCAGAAAAAUUAAGAUUGUCUUGUUGAUGAUACUCAAAAGCUCUUGAUUUGUUCAUGUUAGAAAGGGAUAAGUUGCAAAAAUCAAAUUGGUUGACAUGGGGCAAAGGAAUAUACUGUGCACGAGCCAGAUGAUUGAUUUGGGAGUGGAUCAGCAAGGUGAGGGUCAUCUAUAUCCUGAGCCACAUUUUUUUUUACCAAAUGUGAUGAACACUUCACGGCCCAGUGUCCAUGCAAUGCUGCCAGCUUCUGGGAAUGUGAGUCUUGAAGCCCAUCAUUUACCGGAGCAUUAUGAUUGUGCUGCCUUUUAUGGGGUUAUGCAGUAUGCUGGUGCUCAGCAUUAUCAUCCUACUGCAAAUAUUGAUAUGGGUGGGGCAACUUCAUCGAAUUUCUAUAAUCCUUACAUGACACCUUCAUCUGGUGCUAGAGUGGUCCCUGUUCCUUUAAAUUGUGGGUCUUCUGAUCAGUUGCCAUCUUUAAGUAAUCAUGGAUUUGUUGGAGUUCCUACAGAUGAGUAUGGAAGAAAUAAUCAUUUCAUGGAUGGUGUCAGAGGCUCAUGCAAACGUAAGAAUGGUGAUAGUGCCCGGAAUUUCCCGUAUUUUAGUGCCUCAGCAAGCUCUAGUUCUUCAAUUGCCCCUCCCAAUGCAAGGCACUUCGAAUCUGGAGCUUCAAUGGUGGAUUCUGCAUCUUUCCCCCUUCCGCAAUUCAGGGGUAUUGGUAAUCUGUCAAUUAUGGAAGCAGAACCUCAAAGAAGUGUAAGGAAUAGAUCUGAUACUAUUGGAUUGGAUUCUGUUCUGGCACAUAACCAUAAUCAUUAUGUUCAAGGAAACUAUACAGGUCUGCCUUUUCAGCCAGCCAACAACCACUGGUUUGAGCAACAACCGAGCAGCAGUAGUGUUGAUGGAGGCACUUCAACUUGGAAUCUUACACAUGCUUUGCCUUAUUCUCAUGGGAGCAAUGUUAGUCGGGGAUUGAGAGAAAGUGGGAACUUGGGCAUACCGGGAUAUCCUGAGACAACUAGCACAACACAUUUUCUGCCUCCUCCUCCUCCUCCUAUUCACCACCAGCAUCACAAUCUUCAUCACUCUCUGGGGCCCAUGCAAGGAGUGAGAAGCCAUCAUCAUAUCAACAUUCAUCAUCAGAUUCCACUGCAUUCAUAUGGACUUCCAACAUAUAAUGCCUCACACGGUGUGGUGAAUCCUUCUCAAGAUGGUGCAGAGGUAGGGUCUAGGUAUUCUGGACCUAUGCCACCAACUGGCCUCAGGAUAUACCGGUCUUCCCGAAGGGGAGCUGUACCUGAGGCAACUCCAAGAAAUCGCGAACCCCCUCACUUGAGAUUUUUGCCAGCAGAUGAAGUAGCCAUACUAGAGAUCCCUGGCUUUUCUGAAGUAGGGAAUAUCAUUGAUCAUCAUAGAGAUAUGCGCUUGGACAUAGAUGACAUGUCCUACGAGGAGCUUCUUGCAUUGGGAGAACAGAUUGGCAAUGUCAAAACUGGGUUAUCUGAGGAAACUAUUUUAAAUAAUCUGAAUACAAGAACUUUUCUUCCUUUUGCAACUUGCAAUAAUUUGGAAGAGGCCGCAUGCAUGGAUCAUGAAACUGAUUUCUGUGUUAUAUGCCAGGAACAAUCAGCAGCUGCAGCAGGAAAUUAAAACUGAAAAUUGAAAACUGAAACAAACCAAAAGCCAGUUGCAGCUACCUUCAGUUUUAGAGACAAUGGCUCUGGUACGAACAACACUGGAGAGAGUGAGAGUUGAAUACUUGAAUUAGUUCGAGCAAAGAGACCUCAGACUGAGAAGAAAUCUCGAGGCAGAGAGAUUGUAGGGGGUUGCAGAGAGAGACGAGAGGCUGUAGAGGGUCGCUGCAGAGAGAUGAGAGGUUCGAAUGGGUCGUCGGAGAGAGAUGAGGCGUUGGAAGGGGUCAUCGGAGGCAAAUCAGAGGUUGGAAGGGAUCGUCAACUCAUUGGAGAGAGACGAGAGACUGGAGUAUUCGAAGCCAGACGCAAUCUUUGAAAGAGACAAGAGCUCCGAAGGGGCUGUCGAAGAGAGACGAUAUGUCAGAAGGAGUUGUCGGAGGUAGAUCAGAGGUUGGAAGGGAUCGUCUACUCGUCGGAGAGAGAGGAGGAGCUGGAGGAAUCAUCGGAGAGAUAGGAAUCUUGGAGGGAAGAAGCUUCGUCGAGAGAGGGGGGCUUUGAUGCUCCUAUCAGGCUGCGCUUGUUUUUUUUUUUUUUUCAUAUAUAUUUUAAAUCAGGUGCUCCCAAAAGGCGUAUGCCUUCCCAAAUGAGGCGUAAAAUGCACAAUUUUUUGCCUGAGGCGUACAUCUUCUCCCCUGAGGUGUACGCAUUUGAGGCUUUAUGCCUUUCCAGUUACGCCUUAGGACGUUUUAUGCUCAAAAUGCCUCAAGGCACGCCUUUCAAAUGCCUUUUAAAACAUUGUUAAAAAUUGUGAAUCUCAAAAAUGGCGUAGUGCUUUAUUUUACUUUCUGGUAGCCUGACAUAUUAUUACACUAACAUGUACUGCUUUAUGUUUAAAAUUUUAUCCUUUUUGAAUUGUUAGCAGAAUGUUUUUAUUGGGUGUAUUUAUUGCCACACUUCCCAAAUUUUAUGCUUUAGGUCCUCCGUCUCUUUCUGUGUGGGUUUGGGUGGAGUAAUAUCUAAAUCACUUAAGUUGCUUUGGAUAUUGUAUCAGAUGAACAGUGGCAACUUUCUGUCCCUUUAAUGUUUAUUAUUAUUAUUAAUGUAUUUUGCGUAGCUGACAGAUAAUGGCAUUUGGGAUUCUGCAGGCUGAUUACAGAAACCAGGAGAGGAUAGGAGCCCUUGAUUGUGGACAUGAAUACCAUGCUGAUUGCUUAAAGAAGUGGUUGCUUGUGAAGAAUGUCUGCCCUAUUUGUAAAUCCAUGGCAUUAAACAUAGAAAGGAAGAAUGUAUAGAAGAGGGGGAAGGACCUGAAGAUGAGGGGGUCAUGGUUGGAGAUUAAAGGAAAAGGAAAAACUGCUCGUUGUUCUUCCAUCGAUCUAUUUAUUCUGACCGAGUUUUUAGUUGGUACUUAAAAUGAAUUUAUAUGUAUGGUAAACUUGCGGUUAUGUGACCAACAGACAUACUGCACAAACUAUUGUUCUUGGCCUUAAGAAAAUGGCUUCGAACUCCAGGAAGUAUGCUUUUCAUUUGUUCAAAGGUGUGUCAUGUUCUGUGUUAACCUGCAGAUAUUGCCCUAAUCUUGUUGAUUUAUGUAAAAAAUAUAUAUAAAUAUACUAGUGGAAUGUGAAUAACUCUGUUCAUAGUGCAA
This is a messenger RNA of Malania oleifera, 3481 nucleotides long. Its product is annotated as probable E3 ubiquitin-protein ligase ZFP1. The transcript is spliced from 6 exons. NCBI's taxonomy places the organism in Eukaryota, Viridiplantae, Streptophyta, Magnoliopsida, Santalales, Ximeniaceae. Gene Ontology annotation, molecular function: ubiquitin protein ligase activity. Gene Ontology annotation, cellular component: nucleus. The coding region runs from base 299 to 1849 and encodes 516 amino acids. The record is from RefSeq and is a predicted model, not a curated record.